Molecule: messenger RNA, 4956 nt
Organism: Bombyx mandarina (wild silkworm)
Lineage: Eukaryota; Metazoa; Arthropoda; Insecta; Lepidoptera; Bombycidae
Gene: Acci
Product: apoptotic chromatin condensation inducer-like protein
Biological process (GO): proteolysis
Cellular component (GO): plasma membrane
Molecular function (GO): serine-type peptidase activity; RNA binding; dipeptidyl-peptidase activity
Source: RefSeq, a predicted model, not a curated record
AAAAAGAAAUGAUACUUUUUCAAAAUGGUGGGUUUCUUGUAAAUUGUCGUGUGCUCUUUAUGUGUUAUUGUGAAUUCGUGCUAUUGUAAACAGUGAAUUUUAUAGACGAAAGCGUGAGGAUGCGUCGGAAAAGUGAGCGUACCGCCAGUAAGAAGGCAAAGGCCUCUCCUGAAGUAAAAGUUGAAAAAGCAAAGAAAACAAGAACGCGACGUAGAAAACAAUCUUCUUCAUCAGAAAAUGAUUCUCCAGAUGAAGCAAGUCCAGUGCGUGUAGCUGAACCCGUGGCGGAAGAGGAACGUAAACCACCACAAACUCCCGCCAAAGAGGAAAAUGUGGACGAGUCUCCGGAUCAAGUUUGGCAGGUUAAAACUGCUGAGGGAUCAGGCGAUGGUGGAGAAAUACAAAAACUCAAAAUUUGCUUAACACGUCCGCCAUCUACACCAGAACGUGCUGAAAGAUCGCCGCGUCAAAAAAGGAAACACUCGCGAGCUACUAGUUCCAGUGAUAACCCUAGUGAUACAUCGGAAGAAAAGAAAAAAAAUAAACACCGUUCUAAAAGAUCUUUUCGAGAUAAAGAUGGCACUGAUAAAAAUCAAGACAGCCAAGAAGAAGACCAAGACGCUGAAAAUGAAGAUAAAGAGAAAAGUGAUCAUGAAGUAUCUCAAAGUGAAACAGAGGCCAAAGUAGAGACUUCUGUGUCUACAACAAAUAAAGAAAAUAAAUCAAUUGAAGAAUCAUCCGAAGAUGCUUCAAGCAGUAUAAAAUCUAGUAAUGUCGUAGAAAUGUGUGCUUCUGUACAGGACGAUCCUGUUGCUGAUACAACUGUUGGAUCACCCAGACCUGAAACAAAUGCUUCACUCAAUAUCGACUCAGUAUCAGCUGCGGCCGCUGAAACAACUGAAGUAAACAAUGAAAAUACUGAUGAAUCCAUAAAUGAUGAAAAAACAGAGAUAACAAAUGAAGAAAAAGCUGUUGAAACAACAAAUGCUGAGUCUGUUACUGAAAAUAAUGAAUCAACAUUAGAUACCCUAAAGGAUGAAACUGUUUUAAUUGAAAAGGAGGAAACAACUGUUGCAACUACCAAAGACACAUCUCAAACAGAGAUAAAUGAAACUAAAUCCACUGACAAUAAGUCAACCAGCAGAGAAAGAAGUGAUUCUGUUGAUAAAUCAGAGGUAUUAGAAUUACAUCCAGAAGAAUCAAAAAUGGAAAUACAAGAUUUGGAGAUAAGUAAAUCAAAGGAUAUUGAAACCAGUGAGGAAUUAGAAGUAACUGUGGAUCAUAAUGCUGAGGUAAGUAUUAAAAAGGGACAAACAGACAGCAAUGAACCAGAGACAAACACUGGAAAUGCAAAAGUUAUUAAUGAAUCUGAUGUUGUAGAGAAAUCCAGAAAAACUUCAACAGAUUCUGGACAAAGCAAUGAAGUGACCAAAUGCAAUAAUGGGAAAUAUUCAUCAAACAAUAAUAGCAGCAAUAGGAAAGAUCUAGGACAGUCAGAUGAAACAACAACAUCUCAAAGUGAAAUUGUACCAAAUGGUCAAAUUGUUCCAAUUGUUGUAAAUAGGAAAAGAAAAUGGGGAUCUAGACCAAGUAAACUAACAACACAGAAGUCAAUUACUAUAUCAACUGAUGUGUUGAAGGAUAUCAUACCAAAUGUAAAACCUGUUGAAUUUGAUGAAGUUAUUGAAGAGAAGAAACAUAAAAGAAUAGAAGUUAAAGAGAAAAUUGAUCGGCCUGUCUUGCCCAAAAUUGUUAUAGAUAAUUCAGAAAAUGUUGAACAAAAGAAAAAAGAUGAAAGAAAAGAGAAUGACAAAGACAAAGAAAACGUUAAACUGAAGGAAAUGAACUCCAAUAGAAAAAUAUCGAUUAUCAAAGAAAAAGACAGUAUAAUUGCAAGACCGCCCAGUCCACCAAGGCACAAACAGUCAAAUAUACUCUUUAUCACCAAUUUAGUCAGGCCAUUUACACUAUUGCAACUCAAAAACUUACUGCAAAGAACUGGCAGGAUAGAGGAAAAUGGGUUUUGGAUAGAUAAAAUAAAAUCUAAAUGCUAUGUGAAAUAUGAAACUGAAGAUCAAGCUGUUGAAACAAGACAUGCCUUGCAUGGGGUGACAUGGCCUGUAUCAAAUCCAAAGACUUUACAUGUGGACUUUUCAACAACAGAAGCAUUUGAUAAAGCAUUGUCCAGUGAGGAAGCAGAGAGUGCUCCACCUUCGGCAAUUCCAGGAACAGUUGAGGAUUGGCUUCGGGAGCAAGAUCUGAAAAGAGAGGCAGAAGUGGAAAAGUCAUGGGAGCGUAAAGGAACUAUGAGGGAGUGGGAUGUAGGCAAAAAUGAUAAAGACAAAGAGAGAGACAAGUUGCGACGUGAAGAGCGUCCAUCUGAGAAAAGACGACAUCGGACCCCAGAAAGGAGCCCCGAACCAGCGAGAAAAUUCAAAAAGAAAGAAGAAGAGGCUCCUGCAAAAUUACUUGAUGAUUUAUUUAGAAAAACAAAAACAACUCCAUGUAUUUACUGGUUGCCACUGUCUGCUGAAACGAUUGCAAUAAAGGAAGAGCAACGUCGCCAGCACAUGGCCGAGUAUGAACGUCGCUUACUAGAGCAACGUCGGCCGCCGCCCCACCGACGUCAUUACCAGGAUGAUGAUGAUGAUUGGGCUUACUACCACCAUUGGGUCGGAAUGUGGUGGUGCGUGUUAGCCGCUGUGGUUACAACUGCAUCAAGCCAGAGCUCCUUUACUCUGGAGGAGUUCGUUACAGGACAAUUCACGCAACGAGGUUUUACCGGCGUCUGGAUUUCUGACACAGAAUUCACGUACACAAUUGCUGGUGAACCUGGUAUUCACAUGUUCAAUGUACAAACUUUGACAAGUAGUGUACUUGUUGCUGGCGAUCUUAUGGCAUUUUUGAAUACUAACAAUCCAAUUCUGUCAGCUGAUAGAGCCUACAUUCUGGCUCCUAGUGAAGUUCAACAAGUUUACCGGUAUUCAACGACAGCCAAGUUCGCCCUGUACAAUAUAGCUACAGCGACAUCCGUCGACAUCGCGAAUGGCCAACGUCUCCAGUUAUGCAUCUUCGGCGGUGGACACUCCCUCGCCUAUGUGCUUAACAACAACGUUUAUUACCUACCCGAGAACAGGAAUCAAGCUAUUCAACUUACGAAUGACGGUAUCCCCGGAGUCAUAUACAAUGGACACACCGAUUGGGUGUACGAAGAGGACGUUAUGUAUACCGGACAAGCGACUUGGUUCUCUCGGGACGGUUCAUAUCUUGCGUUUGCAACGUUCAACGAUACCGAAGUCGAGAGCUACUCGUACUACUACUUCGUGGAUAAGUCCAACCCUGACGACUUAUAUCCCGAGCUUGUUGAUCUUAAGUAUCCGAAGGUCGGUCGUACCAAUCCCACAGCAGUGCUGCGCGUGGUUAACUUGAGAGCUUUGGUUGAAAACAACAACUUUAAUUUCAUCACCGUUGAGCCCCCGGAGGAGGUGACAGCAGACCACAUCCUCGGCGGAGUGGUGUGGCCAACCGACAACGAAAUCGCGGUCCACUGGCUUAACAGACGUCAGAACAAAACUGUGUUGCGAAUUUGUAAUGUGGUCACAUGGGUUUGUGAGCAUCGUGAGCAACCAAAUGGCUGGGUACCGAUCGCGUUACCCCGCUUCAGUAGCAGAGGCGACUUCUACGUGUCUACCCGGUGGUCCUUCCCACAAGCCGAUGGUAACAUCUGGCAGCACCUGUACGUCAGCAUGAGGGUCGCCGGACAGAUCAUAUCCAGUUCGAUAACACCUGGAGCCUUCACCGUCAAUAACUUCGUCGGAAUGGAUGAACAGAAUCUAGCUUACUACUACACUCGCACGGUGACAGACAUGCCGUGGCGGACCCAGUUGCACGUUGCGGGGGCCAAUAUAGGAUGUCUGAGCUGCGAUCUGGUGUUGCCGGACGGGGGACCCUGUACGUGGGCCACGGCCACGGCCAGCCGCGGCGGAUCCUACCUCACCGUAACCUGCUCGUCGCCCAACGAGCCCUCUGCUACUUACAUCAUCAAUCCGAGGACCCGUGAGACCUUAUACGUGUGGGAGGACAACGCCAUAGUCCGUCAGCGCUUGAUCGGGAAGACUCGUCCGGGCAGCAUCAUCACGACGGUGCCACUUGAGAACGGGUUCCCGGCGCCCGUGAGGCUACAUCUGCCGCCUGGACUCGACGUUAACGACCACACUACUAAAUAUCCCAUGGUCUUCUAUGUGUAUUCGGGCCCCAACACUAAUACGGUCUUUGACACGUUCACUGUAGGUUAUCAUUCGUAUUUGACAACGAGUCGUAACAUGAUCUACAUGGUAGCCGAUGGCCGCGGCUCUGGUCUCAAAGGACAAGACAUCCUGUAUUCUCUCAACAAUGCCCUCGGAACUGUCGAAAUUGAAGAUCAUUUUGUCAUACUGAAAGAAGUGUUGAAUCGGUACGGGUUCAUCGACCGCGACCGGAUUGGCAUGUGGGGCCACAGUUACGGCGGGUACGCGACGCUCUUAACGCUCGUCCACGACAAUGACCAUAUGUUCCAGUGCGGUGUUUCAGGAGCCCCUGUUACUUCAUGGCUGUAUUAUAAUACAAUGUACACGGAACGCUACAUGGGACUUCCGACUCCAGAAGACAAUUUAUCUGGAUACGAAGCCGGUGACGUCACGCUCUUAGUCGACAAACUGGCCGGUCAUGACUUCUACAUCAUGCACGGAAACGCCGACGAUAAUGUGCACUAUCAAAACGCAGCGAAGCUUAUGAGAGCGCUGCAAGAGAAGGACAUACCUUUUGAGCAGAUGUCAUACCCAGAUGAAGCUCACAGUUUGGCGGGAGUGAAUAUGCAUCGGUACAACGCUAUGGAUCGAUACUGGACUAGGUGUUUGCGUAUGUAGUAGUUUCGUUUUAAAACAAUUUGUAGAAUAAUAAUUAAAAACGUUAUUUAGC